Messenger RNA from Durio zibethinus, 3187 nucleotides. Its product is annotated as putative respiratory burst oxidase homolog protein H. NCBI's taxonomy places the organism in Eukaryota, Viridiplantae, Streptophyta, Magnoliopsida, Malvales, Malvaceae. Gene Ontology annotation, molecular function: NAD(P)H oxidase H2O2-forming activity; peroxidase activity; calcium ion binding. The record is from RefSeq and is a predicted model, not a curated record. Gene Ontology annotation, cellular component: plasma membrane.
UCUCAUUCUGCUUGACAGGCUCUCAUUAACAAUUCCUAUUUUCAGACAAACGAACAUAACUAACUGAAUCUCAAAUAUGUCUUCCCCUCUUCAACUCAUGUUUGACCGUUUCUUUUCUUCACAUUUUCUUCUCCUUCUCUCAAACAACAUCCCUCUGGAUUGCUUUUGUCACCACCAUUGAUGUUUUUUUUGUUUUCGAAUUUCAUUACAAGGUGAAGAAACAGACAAUUAUGAGGGACAGAGGAACAAGAAAUCACUCAGGAGAUGCAAGCGAAGAAAGUUCAAGCACAUGGAUGCUUGAGAGCAUUGAGAUUGAUAGAAUGGUUGAUGUUCCUCUAAAUCAAGAUCAUGACUCUUGGAAAUCCAAUUCCCCGCAUGAACCAGCCUUCAACAAGAACACGAGUACUUCACAAACUGCAUCCCAUAGUAGGAAGCCCAGUGCUUCCUCAGGGUUACCCCGGAAUUCGAGUACUGCUUCCGGGAUAUCCAGGAAUCCGAGUGCUUCGCUGGGGUUACUUCGGAAUGUUUCCAGGGCGACAUCUUUCAGGAGGCUUAUUAGUACUGCUAGGAAGAGAAUAAAUGGGGCUCCACCAAAUAUUUCUAAAGCGCAAAGAACUGCCUCUUCCGCUGCGAAAGGGCUUCAGAGUCUACGUUUCCUUGACAGAACGGUGACUGGGAAGGAAACGGAUGCUUGGAAAUCAACUGAAAGGCGCUUCAACCAGUUUGCAGUCGAUGGGAAGAUCUUUAGGGAUAAAUUUGGUGUCUGCAUUGGAAUGGGAGAUUCCAAGGAAUUUGCAGGGGGAGUAUUUGAUGCCUUAGCAAGGCGUAAAAAAUUAAACCCGGAAGAUGGAAUUACCAAGGAACAGUUGCAUUCAUUCUGGGAAGAAAUGGCUAAUAAAGAUCUCGAUUCACGGCUUCAGAUUUUCUUUGAUAUGUGUGACAAGAAUGGGGAUGGUAAGCUGUCAGAGGAAGAGGUGAAGGAGAUUUUAGUGUUGAGUGCCUCGGCAAACAAGCUUGGGAAACUGAAACAGCAAGCCGCAACAUAUGCAGGUUUAAUCAUGGAAGAGCUGGAUCCUGAUCACUUGGGAUAUAUAGAGAUAUGGCAGUUAGAAAUUCUACUAAGGGGAAUGGUGGCCUCAGAUGAUCAAUGCAACAAGAUCAGUAAGAAAUCGCAAACCCUGGCAAAAGCAAUGAUCCCUAAAAGAUAUAGAACUCCAAUAAGCAAAUACACAUCCAUUACUGCCGAAUUUCUCAAUGAAAACUGGAGGAGAAUAUGGGUUGUUUUACUUUUUAUAAUCAUAAACUUAAUCCUCUUCCUUUGGAAGUACAUCCUGUUCUAUGGGUCGCCAAUGUAUCAAAUCACAGGUUAUUGUGUCUGCGUUGCCAAGGGUUCUGCUGAGGCUCUCAAACUUGACAUGGCUCUCAUUCUCCUCCCAGUGUGUAGAAGAACUCUUACUAAGCUCAGAUCUACAUUUCUCCACAGAGUAAUCCCUUUUGAUGACAACAUAAACUUCCACAAGUUAAUUGCACUGGCAAUAGCCAUUUGGUCCUUUCUACAUACUUUUAUGCAUCUUGCUUGUAAUUAUCCGGAAAUAGCUAGAUGCCCAAAAUCAAAAUUCUUGGCAUUUCUUGGGCCAUCCUUUAAUUACGUGCAACCGACUUACGCAGAUCUAGUAAACAAUACCGUUGGCAUUACUGGGAUACUUAUGAUGAUUAUAAUGUUAUUUUCGUUUACACUGGCAACGCACAAUUUUAGAAGAAAUAUUGUCAAGUUACCAUGGCCAUUUACCAUCUUGGCCGGGUUCAAUGCCUUCUGGUAUGCACAUCAUUUGCUGACCUUGGUCUAUGUCCAAAUGAUUAUGCAUGGUUACUUCCUUAUCUUCGAAAAGCCUUGGUACUUGAAGACGACAUGGAUGUAUCUCCUGAUUCCAAUGUUAGUAUAUGCAAGCGAGAGAUUCCUUACCAGAUUCCAGGAACACAAGCAUAUGGUGGACGUCAUUAAGGCUGUGAUAUAUACAGGAAAUGUUCUGGCCCUAUACGUGACCAAGCCUCAAGGAUUCAAAUAUAAAAGUGGAAUGUAUCUUUUUGUCAAGUGUCCAGAUAUAUCAAAAUUUGAGUGGCAUCCCUUCUCCAUCACUUCGGCCCCAAAAGAUGACUACUUAAGCGUUCACAUUCGAACCGUGGGGGAUUGGACUACAGAACUAAAAGAUAUAUUUCAAAAGGUUUGUGAACCUCCCACUGUGGAAGCAAAAAGAGGCAAUUUAAUGAGAAUGGAAACUAAAGCACCUAAAAAAUCAGACUCAAAUAAAAACUAUGAACAGAAUCAAGCUAGAUUUCCAAAUAUCAUCAUCAAAGGGCCAUAUGGAGCACCAGCUCAAAACUAUAAAAAGUAUGACAUUCUCUUCCUUAUUGGUUUGGGAAUUGGGGCAACUCCAUUUAUUAGCAUCAUAAAAGAUCUGCUGAGCCGCAUCAAGCCAGCUGAACGUCUAGAAAAGGAAGAUUCUUGUGGCUGUGUCAAGACUCCUAAAAAGUAUCCUGAAAGGGCAUAUUUCUAUUGGGUAACUAGGGAACAAGGCUCCUUCGAAUGGUUUAAAGGAGUCAUGGAUGACAUUGCAGAAUUUGACAAAAAUAAAAUAAUAGAAAUGCACAACUACUUGACUAGUGUGUAUGAAGAAGGCGAUGCCCGGUCUGCCCUCAUUGGCAUGGUGCAGAAAAUCCAACAGGCUAAGAAUGGAGUUGAUAUCGUCUCAGAAAGCAGGAUAACAACACAUUUCGCAAGACCAAACUGGAGGAAAGUUUUCUCUCAAAUGGCUAAUACUCACCAAUCUUCUCGAAUAGGUGUGUUCUACUGUGGAAGUGCUACACUUACCAAAGUAUUAAAGAAGCUAUGUCAUGAAUUUAGCCUAGAAACAUCAACUCGAUUCCAAUUUCACAAGGAGAACUUUUAAAGUAACAAUUAUGUCAUACUACACAUAUUUAUUCAAGAAACUUGUUAUAGAGUGUUGAUUAUCAAGUACAUUAAUUCUUUGAGCUCUCAAUUUUUCUAAAGGUAAGAGCUCCUUGAUCACUUCUGUUAAUUCCUUGUCUUCAUAAAUAAAAAACAUAAAUAUUUUCCUUCCCAAAAUUUAAAGUUUCUAAGAUUGUAAUAUUAGAGGUUAGAAAUUAGGCUAGCUAUUCAAUUCAGGCC